CUAAUGCAUCAUGCCAUUUUUUCCUCCCGAGGUGGCUGGCUGGGCGGACGACCUGAGCCCUCCUCCCUCUCUCGAGGUGACACAGUAAUGGCAGAAGCCGGCCUAGCCAGUGCUCCCUACCCCUUGAUGCACCGUCUCCGUGGCCAGCUCUCUGUCGACGCGGUGAUGAACAAGACGAGAGUUAGUUAGGCCGGUGGAUGUGCUCCAUGGGCGGCCGCACGACGCCGCUCUAGAUUCAUCCCCAUUCCAAGGAUGGUGCUCCGGCGGCCGGAUGGCGCCGCUCUGGAUUUCUAUCAAUUUCCAGGCCGGCGGUUGUUCGACGACAUGUGGGCGGUGCCUCCUCGGUGCGGCCACGGUGACCUCCAAGCCAUGCCGCCAGAACGCGGCGCCGGAAUCAGCGCGGACGUGCACAACUUCCCGUCGAGGUCAUCGACCAACCGGGGCACGUCACAUCUCCUUCGUCUUUGUCAUCGAUGCCAUGUUCGCCGAUCGAGUUGCUGUGUUGUGGAUCAGGUUCAUAAAGGACAACCUGCCGGCCACUUCAUCUCCCAUGUGAAUCAAUCACUGAGGGACUACUUCUUGCCAGGAGAUUAGAUUAGCUGUGUUUGGAGCAGUAGCCAUGUCAAGAUAUGAUCUACACAUUAUUUCUAGGGAUAGAUGCAGGUGAAGAAUCUUGGAGGAAUAAAUUUAUGUAUCAAGGGGUGUCCCUAUGGGAUUUUUUCAGCUGAUGUACCAGUUCCAUCUAAGGUCCGCCACUAUCGGCCAACCAACGAGUGAUCAUUACCCUGAAGAACGUACCUCUACAUAUGUGAAUAGCUACUAUCAGUCUAUCACUGAGCAAGUGCUAUCACCUUACUGUGUAUUACAAUAUGUUGAUAAGAGACAAGAUUGGAUCAGUAAGGGGGAGCUGGAGCUUAUUCAGACACCUAAAUAUGGAUCGGUGGGGUGUGCGGUUACUCAACUGGUUCCGAUUCAGAUAACAUGCAGGAUAUGCACCCUCGAGCUCUUCACCUCCCGCCGCGUCAGGUCCUUUAGGCCAGUGCGCGAGGAGGAGGUCGGGCGGCUGCUCCGCUCUCUGGCGCAGUCGUCGUCGUCGCAAGUGAACCUGAGCGAGCUGAUCAGCGCCCACGUCGCGGACUCAGGGGCGCGCGCCGUCAUCGGCAGCCGAUUUAAGGGCCGCGAUGCGUUCCUGCGGAUGCUGAAGCGGAGGAUAAAUUUGGUGCCGGCGCAGUGCCUGCCGGACCUCUUCCCGUCAUCGCGGUUGGCGUUGCUCGUCAGUCUGAUGCCGCGCCAGGUGAAGAGGGAGCGGCAGGAGAUGAUGGAUUUCAUCGACACCAUCCUCCGGGAUCAUCAAGAGAGCAGCAAUGACGAGGACGAGGACUUCCUCCACGUCCUCCUGAAGAUUCAGAAGGAGGGGGAGCUCGAUCCUCCGCUCACCGACGAAGACAUCAAGACCGUGAUCGUCGACAUCUUCAUUGCGAGCAGCGAGGCAUCGUCGACGGUGAUGCAGUGGGCCAUGGCCGAGCUCAUGAGGAAUCCGAGGGUGAUGAGUAAGGCGCAGGAGGAGGUUCGGCGAGUCCUCGACGGGAAGAACGAAGUCGUGGAGGAGAGCUUGGGUGGUCUGCGCUACCUAGACCUCGUCAUCAAGGAGGUACUCCGGCUGCACCCUCCGGCGACUUUGCUGCUUCCCCGGGAGUGCCGGCGGCCUUGCCAGGUCCUCGGCUUCGACGUGCCAGUAGGCGCGAUGGUGCUCGUCAACGCAUGGGCCAUUGGCAGGGACCCGGCGUACUGGGACCAGCCUGAGGAGUUCUUGCCGGAGAGGUUCGAGGGUGGCACUGCUGACUUCAAAGGGACGGACUUCGAGUACAUACCGUUCGGAGCCGGGCGGCGGAUGUGCCCCGGGAAGGCGUUUGGGCUGGCCAACAUGGAGCUCGCACUCGCCAGCCUUCUCUACCACUUCGACUGGGAGCUGUCGUAUGGGACGGAGCCCGGGAAAUUGGACAUGACCGAGCUGUUGGGGAUCACCACUCGGCGGCGCUUUGACCUCUUGCUCAUCCCGACCGUCCGCGUGCCAUUGCCAGCGAAAAAAUGAAUUUUCUUAGCGAGAUUCACCUCAGAGUACAGCCAAUGCUCCGGCAUCGUCGGAUUGGUGGAGAUGACCCGAGGGAGGAGGAAGAGAAAGGGGUGAAGUACUGAAGUCCAGUCGGCAGAGGUGAACGCGGCGGAGGUGAAUCGAUACUGUAGUUUAAGAAUGGUUUGGCUUCGUAUAAUCUCCAAUAUACAACUUUUUAUUGUUAUAGUAUUCGUGUGAAUAACGUUAAGAUAUAGUUUUUCAUACAAUAAGGGCAGCGCACAAAAUCUGAAGUGGCGCUUAUGUCAUUAUGUGGAGUGAAGAAGCGAGCUAAUGAACAUAAGAAUGUACACGAAAUUGCUGGCUUGGCAAUCCUCUGCGUCUUUAGACUAGUGUUCUUCAGAUAUGAUGUGCAAUACUGUUGGCACCAUCUGACAUAGAUUAGAUACCUAUAU
Molecule: messenger RNA, 2526 nt
Organism: Lolium rigidum
Lineage: Eukaryota; Viridiplantae; Streptophyta; Magnoliopsida; Poales; Poaceae
Product: desmethyl-deoxy-podophyllotoxin synthase-like
Exons: 5
Coding region: 710-2092 (460 amino acids)
Molecular function (GO): oxidoreductase activity, acting on paired donors, with incorporation or reduction of molecular oxygen; monooxygenase activity; heme binding
Source: RefSeq, a predicted model, not a curated record